CACACACGAUCAUGGAGUGGUGCCGUGGUGUGUGGGCUCUGUAUUUUGUAGUUCUCGUGUGUAAUAUAGGUGUCAUAUACUCGAAAUUAUCAAGCCAUAGAUUGUGCGCAAAUUUAGAAUGCAAUGUUCCUGUAUCACACGGGUUUUCCCUGAUGCGUUAUGCAGCAAGGGAAAAGGGAAUGCUCAGUAUGAAGCCCAAUGACAGGGUCAUCAUAUACAGCUACCCAGCUGGAGACAAUCCCAGUUUGUUAGGUGUGGAGGUGAAUGGAGUCCGAGGUUAUGUACCCAAGACAUUUGUGCGAGAGCAGCGAAUAGAAAAGAGAGCAACAGAGCUGGUGGAGGUGGAGGAGGCAUUACGUCCGCGGCCAGCCGCGCCGCCGCCACCGGCCGCCCGGCCGGCCACACCCCUGUAUCCGUACAGCCACGAGUGGCGCGACCGCAAGGUGAAGUUGAAAACGCGUGCCCCUGACUGGCAUCACAAGUACCUGCGUACCUUGCGGGAGCGGCGGCAGCAGCAGCAGGCGGAGCUGCUCGCGGCCAGCCAGCAACAGCCGGUCACCCAGCCAGCUGUCAAACAGCAGCCUGGGGCUCAGCCAGGCAUGCAACAGCAACCAGGAGUCCAGCCAGGCAUGCAACAGCAACCAGGAGUCCAGCCAGGCAUGCAACAGCAACCAGGAGUCCAGCCAGGCACGCAACAGCAGCCAGGGGUCCAGCCAGGCAUGCAACAGCAGCCAGGGGUCCAGCCAGGCAUACAACAGCAGCCAGGGGUCCAGCCAGGCAUGCAACAGCAGCCAGGGGUCCAACCAGGCAUGCAACAGCAGCCAGUGGAACAGCAGCCUGGAACCCAGCCUAAGUUGCAGCAGCAACCAGACGCUCUGCCUUACACCCAACAGCAAGCCCCAGUGUUGCCAAACACGCCGGAAAAAACAGGGGCCGGGCAGAGUACACAAGGCCAGCAGGUGGUUCAUCGUGCCACGCCAGCCCAGGUGGGGUCCCAACCCGACACACAGUCCCAGCCAGCGAUUGUAGGGGGCACCCAACAGCCAGGGAUCGAGCCGAGCACACCCGAACAGAACAGCACGCAGUCACGUGAGGGUCAUCCCACCGCGCAUCAGCCCCUGGCCGACCUGCCUGUGGCUCGCCAGGAGACGCCAUCGGUUCUGUCGCUGGCUCAGCAGCAGCAGCAGCAUCAGCAGCAGGCGGCGGCGUUCCAGCCGGCCGGUCAGCUGCUGCAGCAGCACCCGCAUCUGCAGCUGAGCGGCGCCCCGGGCUUGGACGCCAGCGGCGGACACCGGAAUCUGUUCGGCACCGUGGUGGGUGCCUCGGCGCAGCAGCUGCAGCCGUCGCCAGACGGCGCCGCUGCGCUCCGGGGGGCCCUCGGCAGCGCGAGCGCGGAGCCGGCCGCCGGCGUGCCAUCGCAGGCUGCUGAGCCGCACCAAACGCCGCCGACCGCCGCUGACGCUCCGGAGAUGGCUGCGGAAAAGAAGGCGGAAGGUCCGAACGUGGACGCCAAGCCGGCGCCGACUGACGGCUCGCAGAAGGCCGAUCUGGAAGCGGUGCCGAAGGGCGCAGAGCAUGCAAACGGCGGGGAGGAGGUCGAAGCCACCGGCGGAGACUUUCCAGGCGAUAAAAUGACGACCGAUUACGAAGACGAGUAUCUCGGCUAUGACGUGGCGGGAGACGCGGCGGACGUCGGCGAGGCCGGAGGCGUGUCGUCGGCGCUGGAGGGCGGAGCGACCCCGUUGUCCAGCCCACCGCCGGCGGGGACCACGACGCCAGCCCCGGGUGAGGCGGAGCCCGCCGCCAUGCCACCGCCGCCGGCCGUGACGCCGGUCCCGGACCGGGCGGAGACCACCGCCCCACCGCCGCCGCUGGUGGCAGGGGUCGAGACGGAGGCAGACGCGCCGCCGCGGAGUGCGGCCCAGCCGGUCGGCUGGGGCUCGGUGGUGCAGGUGAAUGGGCCGGGCGCCGGCGUCGCCCCGACUGAGGAGCCGGCUGUGUCGCUGCCGCCGGCUCCCGACUCGUCGCCGCAAGACCAGCCGACCGACCCCGUGGAGCAGCCGGCGGCCGGUUUCGGCAUCCCCGGCCCGCCGGGGCUGACCGCCGCGCCGUCGCGGACCGCUGCAGCCGACGAGGGCAGUGUCGCGCCGCAGACGGGGGACCAGCGCUCAGCGGAGCCCGCGGAGGACGACGGCAGCUUGCCGCCUGCCCCCGUCCUGACCGCCGGACGGCACUCUGCCCGGGAGAGCGAUGCCUCGGAGGUCCCGGGGCCGGGACGGCAGGCGCUGCAGGACACCGCCGAGGGGGUGCCGAUGCCGGGGCAUGGCGGUGACGAGAUCCUGUCGAAGGGGCAGGCUUCGGAGUGUGGGGAGCCCGGUGAGGCCGCUGCAGCGUCGGUCGGGCUGGAUGCCGAGCGCGGCCUGCUGCGCGAGCGGCGCCGGCUGGUGCGCGAGCUGAAGCGGAGGCGGCCACCUCUGGGCGACGCUAGCCCGACCGCGCUGCCCAGCUACGACCCGCUGUCGCGCGACUACCGCCGGCCGUCGUACGCGCAGUUCCGGGGCGAGGCGGCGCUAAAGCGGGCCGUCAGUAAGCUGCACCAGCGGCUGACAGUCUACAAGGAGGAGACGGACUCCUUGAAGGCGCAGCUGGAGCAGACCAACAAACAGCUGGUGGAGGGUGGGUCGGUGGACAGCCAGGCGAAGCUGCAGGCGGCCGCUGCCGACCAGCAGGCGGCUGAGGACGAGCUCGAGGACGCCCGCUUUCAGAUCACCGAGCUGAACGGCCAGGUGGCCGCGCUCGAACAGGAGCUGCAGGAGGCGCAGCAGGUGCUCGAGGAGCAGACGGCCAUGCUCAGCUCGCAGCAGGCAAACAACCCUCAGCUAGACUCUAUGAUUGUGGAGACGGUGAGCAAGCUGGAGACGGAACUGAAGCAGCAGCGCAAGAAGCUGAUGGGUGAAGUUGACAAGCUGAAGAAAGACAAGAAGCACCUCAACGAGGAGCUGUCAAAGACCAGGCCAAAAAUUAAACAGCUGGAGUCCCAGCUGGCAGAGUCUGAGGGCCUCGUCAGUGAGCUGGACACGCUGCGCGGCGUGCUCAAGAGCCGCGAGGACGGCACCGACAACGGUUCGGAUGGAAAUGUUCAGGCACUUCUGGAUGGGAGUAAGCUUAAGGCCCAGGUUGAAAAGCUUACGAAAGAGAGAGCUAAACUGAAGGAGAAAUGGAGACAGGAGCGGGAGAUGCUGAAGAAGGCUCAGGAGGCCGAGAAGACACUGGCCGCUGACAUGACGCAGCUGUCCGAACGCUGCGAGAAGGCCGAGGUGGACAAGUUCGAGGCCGAGUCCAAGCUGGACCACCUGGAGAAGUACUUCCAGAAGAAGGAGGUCUCCUUCCAGGCGGAGAUGGGCGUGCUGAAGUCGCGCCUCAAUCACACCGAGGGAGACGCCUCCAGCAACCAGGGCCUGCUGCUCCAGUACAGCGAGCAGCUGGAACAGAACAAACUGCUGAUUGAGUCGCUCAAACAGGAGAUUCAGGACCAGGAGCGCUCGUUCCGCUCCCAGAUCCAGGCGCUGGAGAAGCGCGCUCACGAGAGCUGGGUCACGUGCCGCCAGGCCGAGCGCCGGCUGGAGGAGGCCAACAGAGAGGCGGCGCAGUACCGCGCCCUGUGA
This is a messenger RNA of Pollicipes pollicipes, 3665 nucleotides long. RefSeq names its product protein piccolo. Gene Ontology annotation, cellular component: endoplasmic reticulum exit site; endoplasmic reticulum membrane. Gene Ontology annotation, molecular function: protein binding. The transcript is spliced from 16 exons. Gene Ontology annotation, biological process: vesicle cargo loading; protein secretion; endoplasmic reticulum to Golgi vesicle-mediated transport. Lineage: Eukaryota; Metazoa; Arthropoda; Thecostraca; Pollicipedomorpha; Pollicipedidae. Bases 12 to 3665 code for a protein of 1217 amino acids. The record is from RefSeq and is a predicted model, not a curated record.